This is a messenger RNA of Erinaceus europaeus (western European hedgehog), 708 nucleotides long. RefSeq names its product splicing factor U2AF 35 kDa subunit-like. The record is from RefSeq and is a predicted model, not a curated record. Gene Ontology annotation, molecular function: pre-mRNA 3'-splice site binding; metal ion binding. The transcript has a single exon. Lineage: Eukaryota; Metazoa; Chordata; Mammalia; Eulipotyphla; Erinaceidae. Gene Ontology annotation, cellular component: spliceosomal complex; U2AF complex. Gene Ontology annotation, biological process: mRNA splicing, via spliceosome. The coding region runs from base 40 to 708 and encodes 222 amino acids.
AGGUCCCUGGACUGCAGCACCAACCCAGGCGGGUGGGAAAUGGCAGAGUACCUGGCGUCCAUCUUCGGCACGGAGAAAGACAAGGUCAACUGUUCGUUCUAUUUCAAAAUCGGGGCGUGUCGUCAUGGAGACAGAUGCUCACGCCUACACAACAGGCCGACCUUCAGCCAGACCAUCGUCCUCUUGAACAUUUACCAUAACCCUCAGAACUCGGCCCAGUCCGCUGAGGGUUUGGGCUGUGCCAUGAGCCACGUGGAGAUGCAGGAGCAGUACGACGCGUUCUUCCAGGAGGUCUUCACGGAGAUGGAGGAGAAGUACGGCGAGGUGGAGGAGAUGCACGUGUGUGACAACCUGGGAGACCACCUCGUGGGGAACGUGUACGUCAAGUUCCGCCGUGAGGAGGCCGCGGAGAAGGCGGUGAUGGACCUUAACAACCGCUGGUUCAACGGGCAGCCCAUCCACGCCGAGCUGUCCCCGGUCACCGACUUCCGGGAAGCCAGCUGCCGCCAGUAUGAGAUGGGGGAGUGCUCGCGGGGCGGCUUCUGCAACUUCAUGCACCUGAAGGCCAUCUCACGGGAGCUGCGGCAAGAACUGUAUGGGCGCCAGAGCCUGCAGCCCGGGGCCCGGUCGAGGUCCCGCCAGCACAGCCGCUCCAGGUCCAGGGGCCUCCGGCACUGGCGGGUCCAGCAGCAGUCGGGUCGAUUCUGA